Chinchilla lanigera (long-tailed chinchilla) is the source of this 2670-nucleotide messenger RNA. RefSeq names its product solute carrier family 8 (sodium/lithium/calcium exchanger), member B1 (gene Slc8b1). The transcript is spliced from 17 exons. Gene Ontology annotation, biological process: calcium export from the mitochondrion; intracellular calcium ion homeostasis. The record is from RefSeq and is a predicted model, not a curated record. Gene Ontology annotation, molecular function: calcium:sodium antiporter activity. The coding region runs from base 199 to 1938 and encodes 579 amino acids. Lineage: Eukaryota; Metazoa; Chordata; Mammalia; Rodentia; Chinchillidae. Gene Ontology annotation, cellular component: membrane.
CGCGCGGGACGGGCUACUGGAGGGGACCGGGCUGCCCCGAGGCCCGGUGGGACCGAGGUUGGGCGUUUGAGGCUCCAGGCGCGGCCGAGGCUCACCUGCUGUUCUGCCGGCUGUGAAACAGGACAAGCCCACCCCAAACUGCUGGAUCCCUGAGCUAAAGCUGGCAGGGGAGGCAGGUGAGGACCGGGCCUGGGGCCGAUGGCCGGCACGUGGCCGGACCCGCCCGGGCUGCUGAGCUGGCUCUGCGUGCUGCUGAUGGCAGAGACGGCAUCUGGGAGCCCGUCCACAGGGACUCCCCAGUUUCCAGCUGCAGGUGUCGGCCGGACCCCCACGGUGGAUUGUCGCAGCGUGUACAGCCUGAACGCCUCUGACCGCUGUGACUUCGUCCGCUCCAACCCCGACUGCCGCAGCGACAGCGGCUACCUGGACUACCUCGAGGGCAUCCUCUGCCACUUCUCGCCUAGCCUCCUGCCCCUGGUCGUCACCCUCUAUGUUCUGUGGCUGCUGUACCUGUUUCUGGUUCUGGGAGUCACUGCGGCCAAGUUUUUCUGCCCCAACUUGUCCGCCAUCGCCGCCACCCUCAAGCUGUCCCACAACGUAGCAGGUGUCACCUUCCUGGCCUUUGGCAACGGUGCCCCUGACAUCUUCAGCGCGCUGGUGGCUUUCUCGGACCCGCGCACGGCCAGCCUGGCCAUCGGGGCUCUGUUCGGUGCCGGCGUGCUGGUCACCACCGUGGUGGCCGGAGGCAUCGCCAUCCUGCACCCCUUCGUGGCCGCCUCCAGGCCCUUUCUCAGGGACGUUGCUUUCUACAUGACGGCCGUGUUCCUCACCUUCACGGCACUCUACCUGGGCAGGGUCACGCUGGCUUGGGCCCUGGCCUGCCUGGGCCUGUACGUGUUCUACGUGCUCACCGUGGUCCUCUGCACCUGGAUCUACCGAUGGCAGUGCAGGAGAUCCCUGGUCCACUCCAUGCCUGGGACGCCAGAGCUGCUGUCGGACUCAGAGGAGGAUCCCAUGUCUUCGAAUACCAGCAGCUACGACUAUGGUGAUGAGUACCGGCCACUAUUCUCCUACCAGGAGAGCACCGUGCAGAUCCUGGCCCAGGCCCUAAACCCCCUGGAUUACCGGAGGUGGAGAAACCAGUCAGUGUCCUGGAGGGUCUUCAAGGUGCUCAAGCUGCCCGUGGAGUUCCUCCUGCUCCUCACCGUGCCCGUCGUGGACCCAGACAAGGAUGACCGGAACUGGAAACGGCCACUCAACUGUCUGCACCUGGUCAUCAGCCCCCUGGUCGUGGUCUUGACGCUGCAGUCGGGGGCCUACGGCGUCUAUGAGAUCGGCGGCCUCCUGCCCGUGUGGGCUGUGGUGGUAAUCUCUGGCACCGGCCUGGCGUCUGUGACCUUUUUUGCCACCUCCAAUAGGGAGCCCCCCAGGCUCCACUGGCUCUUUGCUUUCCUGGGCUUCCUGACCAGCGCCCUGUGGAUCAAUGCAGCUGCCACGGAGGUGGUGAACAUCCUGCGGUCCCUGGGCGUGGUCUUCCAGCUGAGCAACACAGUCCUGGGGCUCACGUUGCUGGCCUGGGGGAACAGCAUUGGAGAUGCCUUCUCAGACUUCACGCUGGCCCGCCAGGGCUACCCACGGAUGGCGUUCUCAGCCUGCUUUGGGGGCAUCAUCUUCAAUAUGCUGGUGGGCGUGGGGCUGGGCUGUCUGCUGCAGAUGGUCCGGGGCAGCCCAGAGGUCAAGCUGGAGCCUGACGGACUGCUGGACUGGGUGCUGGCCAGUGCCCUGGGGCUCAGCCUCGCCUUCUCCCUGGUCGCCGUCCCACUGCAGUGCUUCCAGCUCAGCAAGGCCUACGGCUUCUGUCUGCUGCUCUUCUACGUCGCCUUCCUUGUUGUGGCCCUGCUCACGGAAUUCGGGGUGAUUCACCUGGGAAUCAUGUGACUGAGGCCACCUGGUGUGUGGCUGUGGCACCGAGGGGGUCCGUGUGGCCUCCUGAGGGCAGAACAGGACGGCCCCUGUAGUAUCUCACUGCUGGAGCUCGGGAGCUGCCACCAUAGGCCCCGGCCACCAGCAGCCACAGCUCCAGUGCUGGGCCUGGGGUCUGCGUGUCGGGGCUGUAGGCCCAUGGCGCUGAGCCCCUGGGAUGAGCUGAGCGCCCCCUGGGGAAGCUGGGGUUGGGGGCUGCUGGAUGCGCUCAGGGCAGCACGUGGCCACAGAGGUCAGCCCUGCCCUGUCCCUCGCUGGCUUCCGGCGGCCUGCACCUCCCCGGGCUCUGUUGGCUGCGCGACCCUGGCAGAGCCAGGGGGACUGGGACUGAGGGCUCAGGACGAGCUCUAGACCCAUGCAGGUGGGCGGAAAGAGCAGGACCUCACUGAGAAUUUCCAGCUGCCACAUUCAUAAAGCCAGAAGAAACGGGAGACAGUCGUUGGACCCAGCGGCUCCAAGACCUCUUGCUGGGGCAGCCGCAUGACUGGAAGUGGCUCUGGACUGUCCUUACAACUCCGUGCCCAGGGCCCCAGGUCGCCCCGGGCCCCUGGCUGCACCAGAGGAGUCUGCUGACCUCAGGGGGCGGGGAAGGGGUCCCCGCCUUUCAAUAGUUAGCUCUUGUUUGCCUUGUGCUGUCCACAAAGGGAUUCAGCGUUUUCUAAAUAAAGAUGAAGUAUUACAAGUGUA